Messenger RNA from Aphanomyces invadans, 1123 nucleotides. RefSeq lists its product as hypothetical. The coding region runs from base 1 to 900 and encodes 299 amino acids. The transcript is spliced from 9 exons. The record is from RefSeq and is a predicted model, not a curated record. Lineage: Eukaryota; Oomycota; Saprolegniomycetes; Saprolegniales; Verrucalvaceae.
AUGGCGGCAGCUCGGCCCUCUUCAACGUCUCCAGCACACCGCGCUCUAUCGGACAGGUUGAAGGCGCAGUUCCAAGACCCCGAUUCCGACGACGACGACGCGAAUGCGUCGCAAGAUUGGUUUGUCAACGACGUCAGGGAAGCCACGCCAGUUAAAGACAACACCCACGUUCAUGUGGAGCAUGGUACUCACCAAGAACCCGCGCACGAUAAGAAACCUCCAGUGUCCCCGUCCCUGUCGCGGAAGCACAGCUCGUUUUCCGAGACCGAGGAAACGGAAGCAGCUCUGGUCAAAACCAAGACUGGAUUCAUGCACCUGCGCCCCCUCGUACCAAGCGUACUCAUCAUGGAACUGUGCAAGUCCGACGCGACCAUGGCCAAACACUACGGCACCAAGUACUUUAAGAUUUACUUACCCCAGAUUGUCGACUCCCAAGUCGACUUUUGCCUCGUCGGUCGGAAGCGGCCCAACAAAAACAAGAUUCGGUUUAGUCUAAGCGAAACCAACAUGUCCAAGUGGAGCAAUCCGUCGUACGUGGGCAAGCUCUCGAUCUACAAGACGCCCCGUGGCCACAAGUUUAAGAUCGUGUGCCCCAAGCGAAAGCAGCGCACCGUGUUUACCAUCGAACAAGACAACCGAAAAGUCGAGCUCGUCGUGCACUUUCACGUCCAACAUCACCUAGCUCAUCUCUUUCAACUGAUCAAGCCGCCGUCGACGCCCAACGAUCCUGCAAACCCACCGACCGUGUCGUGCUUGUUACAGAAGUUUAUUAACCCGGUCGCGGACGUUCGCGCAUCUUGUUCCGCGACUCCGUCGUUGCUUCAAAUCGAUCGGGAAGGGGUGCGUGCGCUUCGGCCAGCUCGCGUCAACGCCAUGAUCGCAUUCGACGGAUCAUUGUGAUGUGUAGGACGCGGCGUACGGGAAGCACAUCAUCUCGUACAUGCGACCGUUCUCCAUGUUCACCAGCGCGUGCAUUGCCGUCGCGAUGGAGGCACAUCAGCUGGACCCAUAACACGUACGAGCCAAUGUUCAUCCCGACCUGUCGCCUUCCCGAUGCGGCCGUACGUUGGAGCGUCGUUGAGAGCACGUCCAGCGAGCGCGCUCGAUACCUGCUAGUUUAAGG